Chanos chanos (milkfish) is the source of this 1275-nucleotide messenger RNA. RefSeq names its product guanylate-binding protein 1-like. Lineage: Eukaryota; Metazoa; Chordata; Actinopteri; Gonorynchiformes; Chanidae. The transcript has 8 exons. Gene Ontology annotation, molecular function: GTPase activity; GTP binding. Bases 1 to 1275 code for a protein of 424 amino acids. The record is from RefSeq and is a predicted model, not a curated record.
AUGACAAGUUUCAAAUCCACAGUGGAGAUGCGAGAGCCCAUCUGUCUGAUUGAGAGUGAUGAGAGUGGGUGCAUGUGUGUCAGGAGAGAGGCACUGGAGAUUCUGGAGCAGAUCACACAGCCUGUGGUGGUGGUGGCCAUAGUGGGGCUCUGCCGCACUGGAAAAUCCUUCCUCAUGAACAGACUGGCUGGAAAACACACAGGAUUUGAGUCUAACACCAGGGGCAUCUGGAUGUGGUGUGUGUCCCACCCCUGUAAAGCAGAACACACCCUGGUGCUGCUGGACACUGAGGGACUGGACAAGGGUGAUGAGAAACAUGACACCUGGCUCUUCUGCUUGGCUGUUUUACUCAGUAGUACUCUGGUCUACAAUAGUAUUGGCGCCAUUGAUGAUGAUGCCUUGGAGAAACUGCACUGCAUGGAGUAUGUCACAGAACUGCUUUGGCACAUUAAGGUAAAGUCAGGCUCAGGAGAUGAGGAUCAGUUUAAAGAGUUCAAGAGCUUCUUCCCAUCAUUUGUGUGGACAUUACAAGACUUCCCAUUCACGUUGGAGCUGGAAGAGAGACCCAUCACUGCCAAUCAGUAUCUGGAAGAUGCUUUACAGCUCAAGACAGGAUCUUCUUCUCAGAUUCUGCAGUACAACCAGACUAGGUGUUGCUUGCGUGAGUUCUUUUCUGUACGAAAGUGCUUUGUGUUUGAGUGUCCUGCAAGCAUUGAGAGGAUUAAACAGUUGAGGAGCCUCACAGAUGCAGACCUUGAGCCCACCUUUCUAGAACAGGUGCAGGAUUUCUGUGGCUAUAUCUUGACCAAUUCUCAUGCCAAAACCAUGAGAGGGGGCUUGGAGCUGACCGGCAGAAUCUGGGGCAACCUAACAGAGAUGUAUGUAGAAGCAAUCCAUUGUGGGGAAGUGCCCUGUCUGGACGAGACAAUGGAGUCACUGGUAGUAAUUCAGAACAGCUGUGCUGCAACCGAAGCGGUGGAGUACUACCAAAGAGAGAUGUGGAGUAGGGUGACCACAGAAACACAGAAGGAGUGGUCUGUCAUCCAUGAAGUUGUGAAGAGAGAGGCGAUGAAACUCCUCAUCAACAACUCUCUCGGUGAUCUUGAUCAGCAUUGCCAGCAGGAGUUCAAGAGGAGUCUUCAGAGUCUCUAUGAGGAGUACUAUUGGCAGAGAAUGGAGGAACCUCACCAGAUGAACACGUCUGUCUUCUCCCCUGAGAAGACAAAUUCAGAGAAAGAUGAUACAUUCAUGCUGUGCUCGCUGGACUCUAUUUAA